CGUUAUUUUGUGUUUUGUUUUAUUGGUAGGAUAAAAUAGUUUUUUAUUGUAAUAGGACGCCAUUUUGUAUUGUCGUGUCAUCAAUACAGUUAUGGUAGUUAAGAUUAUUAAAGAGGUGUUACCGCCGGCCGGUGAGGUGCUUAAGAAAGGGCGUCGUAGGAGGCGUAGGGCCGGGAGUAGGGCGUCUAGGCGUCGCACGCGCCUGUCCUCGAGCACAGCCUCUGCUGUAGCCUCUAUUGUCCCGGAGAAGGGCUCCCAAGCCUCGUGCGCUGUCCACGCGUUUCUCCUCAAAUAUCAGAGUGCUAUAAGAAUGAUUCCUGCUCAACUGCCCCCGAAAGUACACGCUGGUCCGCCAAGUAAGAGAGUGAAGCGGGUGUCGUGGCGUGAGGACAACGGCGUGUCUACGGGCGGCGGCGGCGUGGGAGGCGGCGGCGGCGGCGGCGACCCCGCCGUGCUGGCGGUGGGGCCCGCGCGCAAGCCGCUGCAGUACACGCGCGAGCAGCUCGUGCGUCUGCGGAACUCGCCGCUCGUGAAGCGCAACCUCGAGAACGCGUUCGCUGGCUGUGAGGCGUUGGCGCUGGUACUGAAGAGACGCUCUGAUUCGCCGAACGAGGAAGACCGAGGUGCGAGAGGCGACGCGCCCAAUGAGAACCAUAAGGGCGUGUACGGUCGCGACCGCGAUCGCGAGCGUCGCUCGGCGGACCCGCGCGAGCGCGUGCGCAAGGAGAGCGAGCCGAGCGGCGGCGGCAUCGUGCUGUCCCCGCAGCGGCGCUCGUUCACGUCGGGCUGCGGGGCGCCGGCCGCCGCGCCGCCCGCCGCCGCCGCGCCGCACCUGCCGCGCGCGCGCCCCGACUCGCCGCCCGCCGCCGCGCCCGUGCCCGCCAAGACCACCGACCAAGGCGGGCGCCGCAUCGGUUCCGGGCGCAUCAUGGUGCGCGACGUGCCGGCGGGCGCGUGGGAGGAGGGCGAGUACCGCGGGGCCGAGCCCUACCGCCCGCCGCGCGAGCGGGAGCGCGAGCGCGAGCGGGACAGGGAGCACAGCCGGCCCAACAACGACAGGUUCGAGCGACGCUCAUUUGGUAGAGACUCCUACUCCUCUGAUAUUAAGAGGGAACGGGACGAUCGAUUCAUCAAUGAGAAGAUGCGAGACAGAGAGGACAACCGGAGGUCUGGUGGUCGCUACUCUAACCGACGACACGAGAAAGAAGACGAACCCGAAUGGUUUAGCGGAGGGCCCACAUCUCAGCUGGAGACGAUUGAACUGCGCGGUUUCGACGACCCACCCAAGAAGAAUGGCACUGCGAACAAUAAAGAGACUGAGAAGUGGAACAACAGCGGCGGGUCGCGGUCCCCGGCGCCGGAGCGGUGGCGGGAGACCUCGUCACCCAUCGCGCAGCCCAACAACGACUCGGCUAACACCAGCAAUGAUAAGGACUCGGGCGUGGAGUCCAAGAGCGAAGAGCCGGCGCCGAACAACGACCAGCCGGAGUUCAACCUCGACGAGUUCCUCAAGUUCGACUCUAUACCUGACGUGCUCACUAACGGCGGUGGCGAGUCGGAGGGCGGCAGCCGGUUCAGUCGAUGGUUCCGUCGCGAGAGCCCCACCAACGAUGCCAAGCAUUACGAGCGGCUGCUGCAUAAUAUGGUGGACGAGGUGAACCACGUGGGCGGCAAGGUUCACAGUCUGGAAGAGCUAGAAGCGCGGCUGCGGCCACAGCACACGCAGCAGCAGCAGCAGCAGCAUCACAAUGUACCUGAUCACGAUCUCACUGCCUUCAAACGACUCCUGGCGCAGGUGUCGGGCGGCCACGCGGUGGCGGCGGCCCCCGAGCCGGCCCCGCGCGCGCCCAUGCCGCAGCCCAUGAGUCUGCUGCAGAUGUUAAAUAAGAGUAUGGAGCAGCAACAAAAACAGCAGCAGCAACAACAGCAGCAGCAGCAACAACAGCAACAGCAGCAACAACAGCAACAACAACAGCCGCACAUACCGCAGGAGCUCCUAUACAAGCUCUUGCAAGUGCAGCAACACCAGCAGCAGCAACAGCAACAGCAAGCGGCCGCGGGCGGCGGCGAGAUGGGGGGGCUGGGGCCCGCCGACAGAGAGCUGCUACAGCGGCCUGAGGCACAGGCCAUCGUUCGCGGCUUGAAGACUGGCGAGAUAACGGCGCAGCACCUGAUGCAGCAGCUCAGCAACCCCGGCCUGCAGAGCCGACACCGGGAGGUCCUGCUCACCAUACUGCGGCUGCACCAACACCAGAGACAGAUGGGCGAGUCCCCGCUGCCAGGCGCAGGUCACCUGGUGGUCCCCCCUCACCACCAGCCGCUGCGCCUGUCGCCGCUGCCGCACCAAGGCGUGCCGGGCCGCAUCCCCUCUCCGCGCGAGUUAGCCGCGCACACGCAGUCCAUCAUGCAGAACGCGCUCAUCAAGAAGAAGCUGGAGGAGCAGCGCGAGAACUACCGCCGCCGCCAGGAAAUGCAGCAGCCCAAGCAGGCCACGCCGAUAUCCUUCACGCCCACCUCGGUAUUACGUAAGAUGACCGCAGAGAAAGAGUCUGAUGCACCCAGUCCAAAGCAGCAGCAGUGGUCGCAGCCACCCAAGAUCCCGCAGGGCAGGCCUAUAGUCAAGGGUAACCAAAGCGGCACUGCGCCAACAAUCGGCUAUGCUUCACCCAAUGAUUACCAGCAGCAUUAUAUGAAUCAACAGCAGCAAAUGCUCGGCGGAGUUCGUCCCUUCCCACACGCCCAACAGAGGCAACAAGUACCAAAUUCAUAUAACAACAUGAACAACAUGGCUCGCGGCAUGGCCGGCGGCACCUCUCUACACAAGCUGCUCAUCCAGUCCCACCAGAGGAGUCUUAACGAGCUGGGCGCGGCGGGCGGCACGGGCGGCGGCGACAACCAGCUGGCGCGCUGGUUCUCGCCCGAGCUGCUGGCGCGCGCGUCGGCCGGCAAGCUGCCCUCCGUGCACGUGCCCAACGCGCUCAGCCUGGAGGACCUGGAGCGCCACCACCAGCCCUCCGCGCCCGUGCACAACUAGCCGCCCUCGCCGCCCUCGCCGCCCUUUCCGCCGGCGCCGCUCCUCAUAUAGCAAUAACAUGAAUUUGUCAAACUCCAUUUAGUAUAUAGUAUUAAAUCUACUACCUUUGUAUAAAAACCGUGGUAAAACCGUGUAAGAGAGUAAAAUAGACUCGAUUUUAUGCGCAAAAAUAGCGUAAAUUAAUGACGUAAACGCGUAAAACAUUGCAAUGUAUUGUUAUUAAAAUUAUUUAUAUUUUUGUGCAAAUGUCCAUAAAUUUGAGGUUUGUAGGUCUGAAAAUUGAUUCUGGUCGGUAACGAUUUGUCAAAAUUCCCUAUAUAGUUGGGACAGUGAAACCAUGAUAAUAAUAUUGUAACUUACCUUAAAUGUAUUGAUGAGUGGGAUUACAUACGAGAGGCAAUUUAUAGAUAGACACUAAGAAUUCGCGUACCUACAGUUAAUAAUCUCAAGACAUCGAAAUGCAUUGAUAACUUACAAGCACGGACGAUAUAUGAAAAUGUAGAAAAUAGUAAGUUAAUGUAUAUCGUAAGACCCGAUUUUGCCUGUUCAAUACUUUGUUGAAAUUGAUUAAAACGUCCGCGACUUGUAUUUUAAUCGUUAUGUUCUAGAAAUCUCAAAUGAAUAUACUGUUUCAAAAACAAGCAUAAGAUAUCAAUAUUCCCUUGAUGAAGAUUAUAUUUAUAAAGCAAGGUGAUUCAGUCGACGGCGGGUAACAAUUUUGAUGUAUUCAUUUGUGUAGCGAGUUUUGACCGAUAGUCAUUAUUUUGGCCCGCUGCCGGCUCCCCUGUCUGACUUCCAGUUGACUUCAUACGUUGGAGUCGCCACUCCUUCCAUGGCGAUCAUGGACGCGAGCGCUGAACGCAAGAAACAUUAUGGCCAAAUUGGAAAGUAACCUCAUUUGAUCUGGUUUUCUUGUUUUCGGUGCUAGGUUAGGUCACUUGAGAUGUAAGCGAGUGAGAUCGGAUGAAUGUGUGAGUGCGUGUCUAUACGUAUGUCUACGGUUGUGUUUGUAAGCAUUUUUGUUACUACGUCGUUUAUGUGAGGAGAAGGAUUUUUGUUGAUAAAAUAAUAAUAGAAGUAUUGUCAUUCCCCGCGUCUGUACUCAGCUAGACCGAGGGACGGACAUAGGUAGGGCGACCGUUUUAGUUCCGAAUCGCGAUUUCAUUUUGUAAUACGAUUUUGGAAUUUGGCACAAGUGUAAAAACAAAAAAGAACUACAUUUGUGUUUAAAAUUCCCCGAAUAUAUUUUUUUAUGAAUUUUACGAUUCGCGUGCGAUUUUAGCGAUUCUUUUUUCAUCAUUGAGACCUGAGCUAGAUGCAUGUCAAUUAUAAUUUCAGAUAGCCGCGCGAUACGAGCGUACACAACGGUAUUAACGGUCAAUAACGAUCCCGACCUGUGUACGUCUGCGUACGCCCUUACGACAAAUGUAGAGUAUUACCGUCCAGAAAGCGUAUGUCAAUCUCUUUGUUCGAAACUCAAGCAAUUAUACUUCGUACAUAACGCCUAUGCCUUUUAAUUCUAUAGUAUUAUAAACCCAUUGUUUUAGACCGGCGACGUGAGUGUUCAGAGUGGACAAAUUAAUUAAAGUAUAGAUGCAUGUUUAAAGUUACUAAUGUGAAAUGUUUAUUUAAUAUGGACUGGUAGUUUGGACGAGGGGCGUAUUUAAAUUGCUUACAAAUGUGUGUGUAGCUAAUCUUCCGAUGAUUUUUUGAUUUCUAGCUAACGUUACAAUAACCGAUCAUCUAAAAUUUUGAAAUGAAUAACCGGGUUUUCGGUUAUAGGUCUGCGUUUAUACAUGAGGCAAACGAUUGCUAAGCAGUCUGAAUACGUCCCUCGAUCAAAUAAUCAUCCCCUGUAUAGUUGUAGUAGUGCAGAUAUAGAACGGUCCAUCUGAACGUACAACAUGGUCGCAUAGCGCAGGUUUCAAAACAUUUUGAUGACAUUUUGAGACGGAUUUGAAGAUAUAAUACUCUAAUCAUGAAUUGAUAUGAUUUUUAUUUGUGAGAGGACGUGGUACCGUUAGUGGGGCAUUAGAUGCGACACUGGCGGUACCAAGGUACCAAGUUAGUGGUUUUAGUGGCGAAAUUUCAGUUAAACGGGAGCCGUGGCGACUUGCACGGUAGCACGCUGCGGUGCCGUCGCUUACUUAUAACAACAAAAUAAGUAAGCUUUAAUUUAUUGAAUAAAGAAAAAAUUUAAAGUUCA
Messenger RNA from Trichoplusia ni (cabbage looper), 5240 nucleotides. RefSeq names its product eukaryotic translation initiation factor 4E transporter-like. Gene Ontology annotation, molecular function: mRNA binding. Gene Ontology annotation, cellular component: nucleus; cytoplasm. Gene Ontology annotation, biological process: negative regulation of translation. The transcript has 23 exons. Bases 92 to 3034 code for a protein of 980 amino acids. The record is from RefSeq and is a predicted model, not a curated record. Lineage: Eukaryota; Metazoa; Arthropoda; Insecta; Lepidoptera; Noctuidae.